Messenger RNA from Entelurus aequoreus (snake pipefish), 792 nucleotides. RefSeq names its product ribosomal protein L10 (gene rpl10). The record is from RefSeq and is a predicted model, not a curated record. Lineage: Eukaryota; Metazoa; Chordata; Actinopteri; Syngnathiformes; Syngnathidae. Gene Ontology annotation, cellular component: cytosolic large ribosomal subunit; ribosome. The coding region runs from base 104 to 751 and encodes 215 amino acids. Gene Ontology annotation, molecular function: structural constituent of ribosome. The transcript has 6 exons. Gene Ontology annotation, biological process: translation; ribosomal large subunit assembly.
UGGCUCUACAUACAUUUUUGCUAUUUAAUGUUAUUUUUGACCACACGGAAACAAACCGUAGUCAUAUAACCCGUGUUCGUUUGUUUAUUUACAGAUUGCAACCAUGGGCCGCCGACCAGCGAGAUGCUACCGAUACUGCAAGAAUAAACCCUACCCGAAGUCCCGCUUCUGUAGGGGGGUGCCUGAUCCCAAAAUCAGAAUCUUUGAUUUGGGCAGGAAGAAGGCCAAGGUCGAUGAGUUCCCCAUGUGCGGACACAUGGUCUCUGAUGAAUACGAGCAGCUGUCCUCAGAAGCUCUGGAGGCAGCCCGUAUCUGCGCCAACAAGUACAUGGUGAAGACCUGCGGAAAAGAUGGCUUCCACAUCCGCAUGCGUCUGCAUCCCUUCCACGUCAUCCGCAUCAACAAAAUGUUGUCCUGUGCCGGAGCUGACAGGCUCCAGACUGGAAUGCGCGGUGCGUUUGGUAAGCCUCAGGGCACCGUGGCACGCGUGAACAUUGGUCAGGUGAUCAUGUCCGUGCGUACUAAGCCCCAAAACAAGGAGCAUGUGGUUGAGGCCCUGCGCAGAGCCAAGUUCAAGUUCCCUGGACGCCAGAAGAUCCAUAUCUCCAAGAAGUACGGUUUCACCAAGUUCAACGCCACCGACUUUGACGAAAUGAUGGCAGAGAAGCGUGUCAUUCCCGAUGGUUGUGGGGUGAAGUACAUCCCCAAUAAAGGCCCUCUGUCUCGCUGGAAGGCCCUGCAUGCCAUCUAGGGCGUCUGCAGCCGAACCAACAAUAAAAGUGGCUUUCAUUA